Messenger RNA from Rhododendron vialii, 1056 nucleotides. RefSeq lists its product as uncharacterized. The record is from RefSeq and is a predicted model, not a curated record. Bases 1 to 1056 code for a protein of 351 amino acids. Gene Ontology annotation, biological process: SCF-dependent proteasomal ubiquitin-dependent protein catabolic process. Gene Ontology annotation, cellular component: SCF ubiquitin ligase complex. The transcript is spliced from 2 exons. Lineage: Eukaryota; Viridiplantae; Streptophyta; Magnoliopsida; Ericales; Ericaceae.
AUGCCAGCCGUACCCUAUUUGCACCCAAGAAUUUCUCUGGUUAAUAAGGAUUUCCAAGGUUGCCUAAACAAAGAUCUGGACCAUCUGGUUACUACUUCCCAGAUGAUUGCUGGGAACUUAUAUUCCAAAAACUUAGAGAAGACGAUGAGCGUGAAUUGGCGGUUCCUUUCGAUAUCCAAUCGGGUGAAGCUCGGCUUGAACGUACACGACAAGACUCUCCCUCUGCUCCCCAAUCUUGUUCGAAGAUUUGGACACAUCGAAACAAUAGUCAUCGACAUUAUUUACAACAAGGUACAGGACAUAGAUGGACUCGUUGAUCAGAUUUCACGGUCUGGCGUAUUGAAUCUCCAAGCCAUGAAGUUUCCCGGGUGGUCUACAAAAACUCCGCGAGAUGGUUUUAAGGCACUGGCGUUGAAUAAGAAUACAAAGAACAAUCUGAAGGUAUUGGAUUGCUCUGGACUGAUCUUCAUGCAAGACAACGAUUUGGUUUUGUUAGCAGAUUGUUUCCCACGGCUAGAGGAACUCAGGAUUCGUGCGGAUAAGGACAGUCAUUUUAAAGGCAAUGAUGAGGUUCCGGGACAUAUAACAGAUGAUGGUGUUGAUGCACUGGCAUCAAAGCUUAAGGAAUUGAAGGAGAUUGUUUUUGAAGGUGAUGCUUGUUUCAUUACUGAUCAAUCACUUAUUUCUCUAUCCACAAAUUGUCUGAAACUGAGGAGCAUUAGUCUUUCAUUAUGCAGUUUCCAUCAACAUCGCGUGACUGGAAACGGCAUUAGUUUUGUGAUGCAGCAUAGUCCCAAUUUGACCUCUCUCUCGCUAGUAAUGUGGUCAUUACAACUUUCUGCAUUCUCUUUUUCAAUGGACGACGCGUUCGCCAAUGCCAAAAAUCUGCAUUCUCUCACCAUGAGUCGCGAUCUCAUUUCGGACAAACAUUUUUGUUUAGUCGCAAAAGCACGUCCUCCAUUAAAGAAGCUCAGGCUCGGUUGCUCCAUGGGCCAAAAUUCUGAAAUCCAUGGUGGAUUAAAAAUGCUUUUGCAAGCAUGUCAGUUGACACUGUAA